AUAUCUUGACACCUUCCAGGAAACAGGAGACUUUUCUCUGAAGUAGCUGAUAAGCACGCGUGAAACAUGAGGAUCAACUCUGCUAUUCAGGCUGCUAUUGACCUCACAGCAGGAGCUGCAGGUGGGACAGCAUGCGUGGUGACUGGCCAGCCCUUUGACACUGCAAAGGUGAAGAUGCAGACGUUCCCUGACAUGUACAAAGGAAUCGUUGACUGUUUUGUGAAAACCUAUAAGCAAGUGGGGUUUCGAGGCCUCUACAAAGGAACCACACCAGCUCUUGUAGCCAACAUCGCGGAGAACUCUGUUCUGUUCAUGUGCUAUGGAUUUUGCCAACAACUUGUGAGAAGAAUUGUUGGAGUAGACAGGAAAACAAAGCUCAGUGACCUGCAGAAUGCUGCUGCAGGCUCCUUUGCCUCUGCCUUUGCCGCCCUUGUCCUCUGCCCGACAGAGCUGGUGAAGUGUCGGCUGCAGGCCAUGCACGAAAUGCAGUUGUUGGGAAAGGUAAUCCAGGGGCACAAUACAGUUUGGUCAGUAGUGAAGGGUGUUAUUCAAAAGGAUGGUCUCCUCGGGUUUUACCGUGGCCUGUCGAGCACUUUGCUGCGGGAAGUCCCAGGCUAUUUCUUCUUCUUUGGAGGAUAUGAAGUGAGCCGGACGUUCUUUGCCUCUGGGAGAUCAAAAGAUGAAUUAGGUCCCAUUCCUUUGAUACUAAGUGGAGGUUUUGGAGGCAGCUGUCUGUGGAUUGCUGUGUAUCCUGUGGACUGUGUCAAAUCCAGAAUUCAGGUUCUUUCAAUGGCUGGAAAACAGACAGGCUUUAUGGGAACAUUUGUAACUGUUGUGAGAACUGAAGGUGUACUUGCCUUGUAUUCUGGACUAAAGCCAACUAUGAUCCGAGCAUUCCUGGCCAAUGGGGCACUGUUCCUUGCCUAUGAGUACAGCCGGAAACUCAUGAUGAAACAAAUAGAAACUUACUGA
Pterocles gutturalis (yellow-throated sandgrouse) is the source of this 972-nucleotide messenger RNA. Its product is annotated as mitochondrial ornithine transporter 1-like. Gene Ontology annotation, molecular function: L-ornithine transmembrane transporter activity. Gene Ontology annotation, biological process: mitochondrial L-ornithine transmembrane transport. The transcript has 6 exons. NCBI's taxonomy places the organism in Eukaryota, Metazoa, Chordata, Aves, Pterocliformes, Pteroclidae. The record is from RefSeq and is a predicted model, not a curated record. The coding region runs from base 67 to 972 and encodes 301 amino acids.